Molecule: messenger RNA, 342 nt
Organism: Caenorhabditis angaria
Lineage: Eukaryota; Metazoa; Nematoda; Chromadorea; Rhabditida; Rhabditidae
Source: the annotation of a GenBank genome assembly
AUGUCACAAUCACCGCCUCUCAAACGCACCAAAUUCAUACCUCCAUCAAAAGAUAACGAUGUUGAGAUGACGGAUGCUGAUGCGCCUUCAACUUCAACUACGAAUUCGGUAUCAGGAUCGGUUUUGGCAUCAGGAAAUGCAGAUUUCAUGCUGAGAUUUGCAACGUAUUCUAAUUUGGGUACUCCCUCAUUGAACAAUAAUAUGAUUUUCAUCAAUGGACAAUCAACUAACUCAGUUGAAAACAAUGGAAAUUUUGAGGUUAGUUUUUCUGUCUUUUGAUAUUUAUGUAUUUUUUCAUUUCAGGAGAUUCCGAAUGACCCAUUUCAUCAAGACAAAAAAUAA